Neoarthrinium moseri is the source of this 1179-nucleotide messenger RNA. RefSeq lists its product as uncharacterized. The transcript is spliced from 3 exons. The record is from RefSeq and is a predicted model, not a curated record. Bases 1 to 1179 code for a protein of 392 amino acids. Lineage: Eukaryota; Fungi; Ascomycota; Sordariomycetes; Amphisphaeriales; Apiosporaceae.
AUGUCGAGCGGCGAUGACUCCGACUACAGCUUGCCAGCGCCGCCGCCGGACGAUAAGCAUCGACACAACGAGCACAGUGGGGAUCUCAGCACAAUCGGGCCCGAGGUCGUGGGAGUUUGCUGGAUGCUGGUGGCGCUGGCCUUGGUGUUCCUGGCAACUCGGCUCUAUGCGAAGUUCUCGGCGCGCCGUGGGAUGUGGUGGGACGACCAUGUCCUCCUGGCAUCGUGGCUCAUGUUGGUGGCGUAUGUAAUCACGACGACCUUGUCUGUGACUCGAGGCGGACUAGGAACGCAUGACGGGAGCGGGCUCAAUGACCUGCCAACUAUUCAGUUCCUAACCUCAGUGAGCACCGUGUUCUCUUGCCUUGGCGCCGCGUGGUCAAAGACUUCCUUCGCCAUCACCCUGCUGCGCGUCACAGACGGCUUUGUCAAGCUCGGCAUCUGGGCUAUCAUUGUCACGCUUAACAUCACCAUGGCGUUCAACGCCAUACUUCCCUUCAUAUGGUGCGACCCGCCGAUCAAAGGCUGGACACCCUUCGUUCGCGGCACCUGUUGGGAUAGGCAUGUCGUCAUACAGUGCAUGAUGUAUGGGGCUGCCUACUCGGCGGCCAUGGAUUUUAUCCUGGCUAUAAUACCCUGGGCCGUUAUCAUGAAAUUGAACAUGGCUCUCAAGGAGAAACUAGGGGUUGUGGUCUGCAUGAGCCUUGCCGUUGUCGCUGGCGUGACCUCGAUCGUGCGCUGCGUCAACGUGCACCUCCUCUACGAAGAGGACUUCCCCUACGAGUCCGGCAAGCUCGCCAUGUGGACCGCGGCAGAGAUGUCCGUUACCAUCAUCGCGGCCUCCAUCCCCGUGUUACGAAUCCUGAUCCGCAACAUCGUCACCCACCGGUCGUACUCGCAGUACGGAACUGACGGCCCAUUCUACGGCGGCACCCAUACGUCGGUCGUCACCAGCUCGAAAAGGGGGUUCAAGAACAACGGAAGCGGCAGCGGGGACGAUGCCGACAGCAUCGCGAGCCUGGCGCGGCCGAGGCACAACUCCAUACACAUUUUCAAGUCAGAGACGGUUACGAUUGACUACGAGAGGCGGUCAGUGAGCCAGGUCAAUGGCCUUGGUCACUUCGGCUUUGAAAUGGCGCAUGUUACGCCGCAAAGACAUAACAGUAGGAACAAAUACUAG